Culex quinquefasciatus (southern house mosquito) is the source of this 5370-nucleotide messenger RNA. RefSeq names its product exocyst complex component 4. The coding region runs from base 619 to 4818 and encodes 1399 amino acids. The record is from RefSeq and is a predicted model, not a curated record. Lineage: Eukaryota; Metazoa; Arthropoda; Insecta; Diptera; Culicidae. The transcript has 19 exons. Gene Ontology annotation, biological process: exocytosis; chemical synaptic transmission; Golgi to plasma membrane transport. Gene Ontology annotation, cellular component: cytoplasm; growth cone membrane; synapse.
CACCCGGCUGCGAGACAGGGACGGCACGAAAACAUCAACUUCGGCGGCGGCGGCGAGGUUCCGAGCGAUUUUCAACGCCUUACCGAGCUCAGUUUGAUUUGUGUAAUCUAAUCGAAAGAUUGUCCGGGUUGAAGUUUGUUCUGUCUUCUCGGGGAAGAUCGCGCGCGAUUUUUUUAAUUCUGGGAGUUUAGUGGUUUUGACAAGUGUUGUGGUCGUUUGGGUUUGUUGAGUUGUCCAUUAGGUUCGCGGUGAUCUAUCCAAAAGAUCUUUAUUAGGCAAAAGUCGGCGUGACAUUGAACUUCACCGCGGUUUCCGAAAAUAGAUCGAGCAGUUGCAACAGUGCAGUGGGAAACGAAAAAAAAAAUUGCUGGUGAGGGAAAAACUGCAUCAAAGGAAAAGCUUUUGGAGUGUUGUGUGUGUAUUUGCUCUCAAAGAGAAAAGUGUUGAUUUUCCGGAAGGAAACAAAAAGAGAAGAAAGGAAGACAACCUGUCGGAAGUGUCCGGUUUCCAAGUGGAUCUAAUUACCCGCGCUGUCAGCUUCUGAAGGCGACAUUGUCGUGAAGGAGUGAAAGGUGUAGUGCAGUGCAGUGUUGCCAGCCAGCAGUAGAAGCAGCCGCGAUGAGCAGCGCCGAGGAAAGACGGGCCUCGUUUGCCCGCCGGGCCGAGAGUCUGAUCGAGAGGGUGAGAACACUGAACACGAUUUAUGAGAGAUACGCAGUCAACACAGAAAAGAGUGGAGAAAUUAUAGUCACAGUUCAGGGUGACCUGACACAGCAGGAAAAACGAGCCGUCUUCCUCACCGUGCACGAUCUUGGAUGCAAUCAUGCCUCCUUCGAGGAGUUCGUCAACAGUGCGUGCAUGAUCGAGAUCAAGGAACGAUCCUGCUUCAUCCACAUCGACGUUCCUGGCCACGCUGACAAUGCCCCAAAUCUCGCAGAAAACUUCCAGUUCCCGUCGCUGCAACUGCUCGGCGAGGAGCUCGUCACGGUUCUGGACUUCCUGCACGUCAAGUACGUCAUCGGGCUGGGCGAGGGCGCGGGCGCCAACGUCCUGGCCCGCUUCGGGCUGGCCCACCCGUCGCGCCUCCUCGGCCUCAUCCUGAUCAACGUGACCGGGUCGGCGGCGUCCGUCAUGGACGCGUUCAAGACCAAGUUCAUCAGCUGGAAGGGCAACGAGCUGGGCCAGUCGGCCGAGGACUUUCUGCUGUACCACAAGUUUGGCUAUCAACUGGUCGGGGACAAUCCGGACAAGGAGAAGAUUGUGGCCGAGUUCCAGAGCCGUCUGCACAGCUCGCUGAACAACAAAAAUCUGAAGCAAUACGUUAAAGCAUUUAUGAAUCGCAAGGAGCUCCCGCUGAAGAACUGCAAGGUUGACCUGCUCAUGAUCACCGGCGUGAUGAGCCCUUACGCGGGCGUGGUCGAGAAGCUGUACAAGGAUCUGAACAAGGAGAAGGUCACCCUGCUGAAGGUGGAACGGGCCGGGGAUGUGCUGGCCGAUGCUCCCGCCAAGGUGGCCCAGUCGAUCCUGCUGUUCUGCAAGGGUCAGGGCCUGCUCACGUCGGUGGCCAUGCCCGGGGUGGACCGGAACCGCGCCUUCUCGACCAGCUCGGGUGGCUCGACGGACGGUACGCCCGGAUCGCGCCGGCUGUCCCGCGGCAUGUCCAUGGAGGACUACGACAAACCGAACAUCAGACGGCUCAGCUACUUUUCGAGUAAAUCGAUUUUUAAAUUUUUUCCUUCAUACAUGGAUUCUCCGCCCGUGAAACCUCCGAGGGCCGUCAAAUACGGCAAAGAAACGAGUGGCUGCGGGCUGCUGGUUUCGGUCAUCAAAACCCUCGAUGCGAGCGAAACGAACGAGCAGCGUGAGCGCGAGAAGCUCAAGAUCGAGAAGGAGUUCCGCAAGACUGACCAGCGGUUGAACGAGCUCGUGUCGCAGAACGAUGGCGACCUCACGCGGGUUAUGCAGCUGUUCGGGAAGGUUUCCACCCAGAUCACCGGCUCGCGCGAAAGGAUCCACGUGGUCAAGGAGAACCUGCAGACGUGCAAGCAGUUGCUGCGCUGUCGGCGGGAGGAACUCAAAAAGCUGUACACGGACGCCGUCCAGCACAAGUACGUGCUGGAGAUGCUCGAUCAGGUGAACGAACUGCGCAAAACUCCCCAACAGCUGGCGUCCUUCAUGGCCAAGAAGCACUACCUGCACGCGACGAAGCUGCUGAUGUCGUCGAUCGAAACCACCGAGGGUCCGCUGAAGGACGUGGAAGGGCUGAACGACCUACGGCAGGACUUCCAGAACAAGCGGCAACAGUUGUACAGCAAACUGCUGGAGGAGCUGAACAAACAUCUGUACAUCUCGAGCACCGGCGAUGUGCUGCAGAGCUUCCAACGGCAGGGUUCCGGCCGGAACAGUCAGCACGUUGCCGGUGCUUCACCGUUUCAGCGGAACGUGCUGCGACGAUCGGCGGAGCGGAUGGAGGCCAACACGAAAGCCCGGAAGGCGUUGUUCGAAAUCGCACAGAAUGGCUACCUCGACGUUGACAAGAGUGAAAUCAUCGAAGACACUGACCUGCUCGAUCCGGAUGUCAAUUCAACCUAUUUCAUAGGAAUCAUUAUUGAGUGCUUUGCAUUGCUGAAUAAAGUGCCUGAAUCCAUAGAGUCUAUAAGAGUACAAAUGCAAAGCGAACUGCUGACGAUCGUCACCAAGUCCACGCAUCACAUCAUCACGCUGAACCAGCAACAGCACCAUCAGAACCCGUACCAGCAGCAGUACGGCCCGUCGAACAACUCCGAAGAGCUUCCAGAGCGCAACAUUCCCAUCCUCGAGCUGCUCGAUCUGGUGUUCCGGCAGCUCAAGCUGAUCGCGACUGCUCACCAGCUAACGCUGAAGAACUACCACAACGUGAUCCACCGGUACAACCUAUCGCAGACAAAGGCGUACGAUCUGAUCGAGUACUGGGGUCAAGCGCAAGCGGUCCUUAAGCUCGUACUCACCGACUAUCUGGACAUCCAGAACGACAGCAGCGACGAGCUGAUGCGGGCGCAGUUCACCGAACAGGCCACCAACAUCAACACGUUCUUCAGCCGGCGGAAGGUGCAGGGCAAGAAGCUGAUGUUCAAGUUUGACAAGUCUUCGCACACGAGCCUGCUGGAGCCGGACACGAGCGCGAAGGAACACCGCCGGAAUCCGUCGAACGUGUCGAACAGUACGGCGAAAGAGGACGCGCUGAACGCGUCUGGCGGUAACGGCCAGAACUUGCUCAACUCGAGCUUUAGCAAGCAGACGGCGUCGGGGUUGGGUCCGGAUCGGAAGAAGCAGGAGCGUCAGCUGGUUUGUACGCCGGAUGCCGCACUGGUGCGACAGAUCUACCUUCCGAUGAUGGGCUACGUCCACGAGAUCGAGGGAUUCAUGAAGUGCAAAUCGGGCCAACUGUGCAGUUUGAACACCUUCUUGGCAAACUACGUGAAAGAUGCCUAUCUGGCGCGAGGCCACAACCGGAACUUGCAGUUGACGAUCGAAUCGCUGUCCAAGACGCAGGACGCGUGGCGUUCGAUCAUCACGCCCGAGGAGAUGAAGCGGCUAGGGUUGACGCGACCGCUGCUCCAGAAUACCGUGCUCGUCGAGAGUCGAAUCUCGGAAACCAAAAAGCUCAUACUCGACCUGCCCACGUACUCGGAUGAGCUGCUCAAGAUGGUGUGCUCGCUGCUGAAGACGUACCGGGAGACAUGUCAGGCGGCGUACCGCGGAAUUGUACAGCCGGAAACGGAGGACAAGCGGAUCUACAGCGUGGCCUGGCUGAAGGACGACGAUAUUACGCGGUUUCUGAAAUCUCUCCCGAACUGGACAGACCUAAAAUCCUCGAACGCUCGCCAUCGAGCCCAGCAACAGUCCGGCGGCAAGCGCCACAUGAAGGCGGAACCAUCGGAGGAGGAAAGUCCAACAGCCGUCCAGCAGCGCAACGUCCGCGAGGCGGAAAUGCUCACCAGCAAUCUUGGCGAGGGUGGCAUCUCGCAGCAGGAGAUCCUGUCGGACGUCGGAGUCCUGAAGGAGCUGGCCAUCCUGCAGGAAAGUAUGGAGUGGUUCGCCGGUCGGAUUACGGACUUUGCGGACGAUCUGCGGAAGCCGAUCGUGAACGGGUUGAUGGCGAGCGGUGGGAUGAACGCGUCGCCGAUCGUCGUGAAGGACGGCAUGAUCAAGGUGUUGGUCAACUUGGCGCUGGAGUUUGAGGAGUUGGCCAAUACGUGCCUGCUGGUGCUGCACCUGGAGGUGCGUGUCCAGUGCUUCCACUAUUUGAAGUCCAGCCCGUCGGACAAGUUCAAGGCAAACAACCCGAACAAGAACGACUCGCUGGAGCCAGACGCGAAGGUGCUGAAGCUGACCAAAGUGCUGUCGGAUAUGGAUGAGGCGCUCAGUUCGACGCUGCAUCCGAGGAAGACCAAGUACGUGUUCGAGGGCCUUGCCCACCUGGCCUCCCGCAUCCUCAUAAUGGCCGCCAACUCGAUGGAGUUCAUCGACCACGCCGGCGUCCAGCGGAUGUGCCGCAACGCCCUAGCCCUGCAGCAAACGCUCAGCAGUAUUACCGCUUCCCGGGAGGUGGCCCUCGACUACGCGCGGUCAUUCUACGAAAUGUUCUACCUGGAGCCGGAUGAAAUCCUAACCUCAAUCAUCGAAAAGGGCUCGCAGUUCACCGAAAUGCAGUAUCUGAACGCGCUGCACCUGAUCUGCAAGAACCGGGGCGUCACCGACCAGAACACGCUGGCCAUGUACCAGCAGAAGCUGAGCGACGUGCUAGGAACCAAGCCGGGAAUGGGCGUCACCGUUUAAUAAUAAUACAACGUGUUGUGUAGCGUUGAGAACGCAAACAGGCGAAAUAAAUUGUUGCUAAAAUGUUGUUUAAGAAUCUGGAAGCGCUAUUAAAAAAUGUAGCAAACAAAAUAUCAUGCGAUAAAACAGCAGACUAACUAAUAAACUAGAAACUUAGAGAGUUUAUGCCAAACGGCCAGAAUGUUACGCGGCGCGACGAAACUAUUUGAAAAACAAUAGUUUGACAUAAUGACAAACUCGUGUUCAUCAUAACCCUUACAGUAGGAAUAUCGAAGGCGCAGAGAGGAAGAAAUGAAGCAGGUAUUACGUUGAUAUUUAACACUGGAAGAUCGAAAAAAUGCCUUUUGCUUUAUCUUCGGUUGGUCGGAGGAACUAAUCGAUGAAUUUUGGUUUAAUUUUUUGACGAACGCCUCAUUUCGCCUUGAUUUAUUUAUUCUUUUAUUUGGAAAUCACAGUAAUGCUCGUGGUAGAUGCGAAAGCUUACCUAAUGUAAUGAUUUGUUAGGUUGCUAACCCAUGUUGAACGAUAAUAAACAAAACAGAACAGUGAAAA